CGUCGCGCUGGAAGCAAGACGGGUCCCCGCUGCGCGUAAUGUCAUCUUAUUCUUGGGCGACGGCAUGUCCGUGCCUACUCUCGCUGCCGCACGGACGCUGCUGGGGCAACGUCGCGGAUACACCGGAGAGGAAGCAGAGCUCUCCUUCGAAACCUUCCCGACGUCUGGUUUGAGCAAGACGUACUGUGUUAACGCUCAAGUCGCAGACUCUGCGUGCUCGGCGACGGCAUACUUAUGCGGUGUAAAAGCAAACCAAGGCACCCUUGGCGUGUCGGCUUCUGUACCGCGUUCGAAUUGCAGUGCGUCAUUAGACCCUGCUGCACGACUACAGUCUAUCGCAGCGUGGGCGUUGGCGGAUGGGCGCGAUGCUGGCCUCGUUACCACCACUCGGGUGACGCAUGCGUCGCCAGCCGCUACAUACGCAGGGGCCGCCAACCGCAACUGGGAAAACGAUGCCAGUGUGCGUGCUGACGGGGCCGACCCGCAGCAAUGUCCCGAUAUUGCAACGCAAUUAAUCACUGAAGACCCUGGUCGCCAAUUUAAGGUGAUACUAGGAGGAGGACGACGCGAAUUUUUACCAAGCCAUGUUGUAGAUGAAGAGGGAUCGAAUGGAACUAGGACAGACGGUCGCAACUUAAUAGAAGAAUGGCGGUCAGACAAGAUUGAACGUAAUGUUACACAUAGCUACGUUUGGAAUCGAGAGCAACUGUUAGGCGCCAAUGCAACAAUGCCAGAAUAUCUGAUGGGUUUAUUCGAGAGCAGCCACCUACGGUACAACAUGCCUACCAAUCCCACGACCGAGCCUUCUCUGGCUGAACUGACCGAAGUUGCUAUACGAAUGCUACAGCGAAACAAUAAGGGUUUCUUUCUAUUCGUCGAAGGUGGACGC
Messenger RNA from Pieris rapae (cabbage white), 889 nucleotides. Its product is annotated as membrane-bound alkaline phosphatase-like. Gene Ontology annotation, biological process: dephosphorylation. The record is from RefSeq and is a predicted model, not a curated record. NCBI's taxonomy places the organism in Eukaryota, Metazoa, Arthropoda, Insecta, Lepidoptera, Pieridae. Gene Ontology annotation, molecular function: alkaline phosphatase activity.